AUCCAUUGAAGGAAUCUGUCAAGAUGGCGGAAUUCGACCUGACUUCGAAAAUCGGACAAUAUUUGGAUAGACAUCUUGUUUUUCCGUUGUUAGAGUUUUUGUCAGUACAAGAAAUCUACGAUGAGAAGGACAUGUUGCAAGGCAAGCUGGAUCUCCUCAGCAACACAAACAUGGUUGAUUUUGCCAUGGAUGUGUACAAGACACUCAAUGAAGACCAAGAGGUGCCACAAACCCUGAAGGAUAAACGUGCCGAUGUGGUGAAUCAGUUGAAGCGUCUUCAGCAGGACACAGAGCCAAUCAUCAAGAUCUUUGAGAAUACUGAAGUAUUAGAACAUAUCCAAUCAACCAGGGAUAGCAAACAGCUCUUUGACUAUCUCGUCAAAAACCACGGGUUUGAAGAAGAUUCACUGAGUCUUCUGUAUGAGUAUGCCAAAUUCCAGUAUGACUGUGGUAAUUACUCCGGAGCAUCAGAGUACCUCAACUUCCAUAGAACACUGGUCCCACCAUCUGAUCCCAAGUCUACCAGUUCACUAUGGGGUAAGCUGGCCUCUGAGAUUCUUAUGCAGAACUGGGAGGGAGCUCUGGAAGAUCUCAACAAGCUGCAAGAGGUCAUUGACCCUCAAGAUAAAAUGGACUCUCACUUCAUCACUCCACUGCAGUCAUUACAGCAGAGGACUUGGCUGAUCCAUUGGAGUCUCUUUGUAUACUUCAACCAUCCCGACGGCAGGGAUCUCAUCAUCGACAAGUUCCUCUACCAACCAGCAUACCUGAAUGCAAUCCAGACCAUGUGUCCUCACAUCCUGCGUUACCUGACUACAGCUGUCAUCACCAACAAGGGUAGGAGAAGACAGGUUCUCAAAGAUCUAGUCAGAGCUAUCCAACAGGAGUCGUACACCUACAGAGAUCCCAUCACAGAGUUUGUGGAAUGCCUCUAUGUAAACUUUGACUUUGAUGGAGCUCAACAGAAGCUUAGAGAAUGUGAAAAGGUGCUUGUCAAUGACUUCUUUCUGGUAGCCUGCCUUCAAGACUUCAUCGAGAAUGCAAGGCUCUUCAUCUUCGAGACUUUCUGUCGUAUCCACAAUUGCAUCAGUAUCAACAUGUUAGCAGAGAAGUUGAACAUGAAUCCUGAUGAGGCUGAGAGGUGGAUAGUCAAUCUAAUCAGGAAUGCCAGACUAGAUGCUAAACUUGACUCAAAACUGGGUCAUGUCGUCAUGGGAACGCAGAACGUAUCGCCAUACCAACAGGUGAUAGAGAAGACAAAGAACCUGAUCCAUAGAAACCAGCUCAUCAUAGUCAACUUAGAGAAGAAAGAAAACCAGCUUAAACAGCUAACUAAUGCACAACAGCAACCGGUGCCCCAACCCUGGGCUCCUGAAAACUACUGAGGGCGCCAUCACCCACCAACCAUCUAGAGCUAGGAUCGCGUAAUUUAUUUAUCCCUUUCUCUACUUAUUCUAAUUGUAUGUGAAGUCACGUUAUGAAUAGUCAAAUUUACUCAAACUUUGACUGCAUCUUUCCAAUGUUAGGUUAUAUCUUCCAUGUUUUCUGCAUUAAAUGUGUGUGGGGGAGAUCUGGUGGAGUAAAGCUAAUUUUCUUUUCUAUUCAUAAGGACCAUUACUCGUAGGCCUGUAUGCUCGAAAGAGGUUGUAAUUGUACCAUGAUACAUAAUAAUAAUAAUUAUUAUAAUAACCAUGGACUAUGCAUAUUUUUAAACAUAAUUACACUUAUUUCAUCAUGUACACUAUGAAAAGUACAAUUAAAUGAACGCUUUUGGCAAAGGGCGCUAAAAGGGAAGCGCGAUUAUACAAGAAAUAGGCAUAAACCAUGGCUUUGCACCAUGGUACAAUUGAAACCUCUUUCAAGAAUAUGGGCCGUCCAGGCCAAUUGUUCAUAUGAAACGCUAUUCAGAACAUCUUACUACGUAAAUAGCUGGAGUAACAUGCAAUCAUGAAAAUUACCUUGCUAUUGAUAAUAACUUCUAUUUGUGGUGUAUGACUGGGUUAGCAACAGAGCCUUGUAAGAAGCAUGUUUCAGGAUGGGGCUAUGGCUUCAUUAUACAGAAAUUAGUUGUAUGUGUGAAGGAAGACCUGCCAACCAGUACGUUUUAGCCGUAUUUAGUACGCUUUUGCAACCAAAAUACGGCAGUACGUUUUUUCUUUGAAAAAUACGUUUUUUUUUGUACUAAAUCGUAAUUUAUUGAGAAAAAUAAUCUCUAUAUGUCUCUAUUUCAUAAAACGUACACAAAUAUGGUUAUUAGAUCAAUGUAAUUUCAGGUAACUUAUUUUUUUUUCAAUCAUUUUGUUAAAACCAGGGUGAAGAUGUACACAUGUUUUAAUGUUUUUUUUUCAUCUGCAAGAGCAGUGCGCAUUUAGCUUGCAUGCAGCUUGAGUGCCGCGAUGAGCGAGUGCGCCAAGCAUUUUAUUAUGAAAUACACUUUUUUUUGGGAAAAAUACAGUUUUUUAAAUCACAGAAUACAGUUUUUCAUUCCCAGAGGUUGGCAGGUCUGCAUAUUUAUCUCACACGGUAAAUUUUUUUGGUCAAAAUACUGAUUUUGGGGGAUAAGAAUACUGAAAAUGAAAAAUACAACUUGGCAGCUCUGUGUAGGACACAUUGGUUGUCUAUCGGUUGCAUGUCUUAUCGAUUGAACCUCUGUACAUUACUUCCUCCACCAAAUGGUAUGGUGUUAUAUAUGUAUAAUCAACAUUUGGAUUAAAGGGAUGGUCCGGGCUGAAAGUAUUUAUAGCUUAACAAAUAGAGUAGAAUUCACUGAGCAAAAUGCCGAAAAUUUCAUCAAAAUCGGAUAACAAAUAACAAAGUUAUUGAAUUUUAAAGUUUAGCAAUAUUUUGUGAAAACAGUCGUCAUGAAUAUUCAUUAGGUGGGCUGAUGAUGUCACAUCUCCACUUGUUCUUUUGUAUUUUAUUAUAUGAAAUUAGGUUUAUUCAAAUUUUUUCCUCUAAGAACUAGAAAAAUUGAAUUGACAAUUGAUUUAGUGCAUUAGAUAUUUAUUGCUGCAACUUAUUUCAUUAUAAAAGAGACAUAUUAUUCACACAAGUAUGAAAUAAUGAAAAAAAUAUGAUUUUAUGUAAUAACAUAAGAAAACGGAAAGUGGAGAUGUGACAUCAUCAUCCCAUCUAAUGAAUAUCCAUGACGACUGUUUUCACAAAAUAUUGCUAAACUUUAAACUUCAAUAACUUUAUUAUUUGUUAUCCGAUUUUGAUGAAAUUUUCAGCAUUUUGCUCAGUGAAUUCAACUCUAUGUAUUAAGAUAUGAAUAUUUUCAGCCCGGACCAUCCCUUUAAUGCUAUUCUAUCACGAAUAAUCAUGUUUUUGAUACAUCAGAAAUUGAGGUAUAUGUUACUUUCCAAUAUCCAAAUCAGAAUUAUGUUUAGAAAAAGGCAGGAGGGCUUCUGCUUUAACUCUACCAGGUCUCCCCUACAUAAUGUUAAGAAUGAUCAGAUAAAGGCUAAUUUAUUGUUAUUACAAUUGUGUCCUGAAACCAUGUGUAGACUAAUAUGAAAUGUUUAAUAGAAUCUAUGCAUGGGUUACUUUGUCACAAUUAUCCAUUUGUUUUCUUGAGCUAAAUCCAUUCCACUUUGUUCAGACCCAGUGCAUUUUACCCCAUUCCCUACUGAAUUACACCCUUGGCAAACAGUUUGACCCCCCACCCACCCGAAUGAGAAUUUUGUCUUAAAUAGUGGUAAACUUUUAUGUGUUCAUUUUAGACUUCAGUAUACUUACCUUUAACUGAAAGGUACCCAUUAGGAUUUAAAGCCACUUUGAUAUUUCUAGCAAUUGAGUUUGGCUAGAACUCUCCAAGCGAAUGGAGAAAGGGCGCUGGAGGUCAUUAUCUUCCAUGUCUCAAAGUUUCAAUACAAUAUAUUUUUCUGUUUAUUUGAAUUUCCUGAAGGUAAUAAUUUUUCCAGAAAAUUUGUCCUCUGUUAUUGUCAUCAUAAAGUACAUUGUCAUAAUGUUGCUCUGUUCUUAUUAUGUUGACAAACUUGUCUACAUCAGUUUAUAAAUUCCAUUAUGUUACCAAGAUUUUACUUUUAAAAAGUAUGUAGAAUCUAUGAGAUAUUGAAUUAAAUACAUAAUACAAUCCA
Messenger RNA from Lytechinus pictus (painted urchin), 4100 nucleotides. RefSeq names its product eukaryotic translation initiation factor 3 subunit E-like. Gene Ontology annotation, molecular function: translation initiation factor activity. The transcript has 13 exons. The record is from RefSeq and is a predicted model, not a curated record. NCBI's taxonomy places the organism in Eukaryota, Metazoa, Echinodermata, Echinoidea, Temnopleuroida, Toxopneustidae. Gene Ontology annotation, cellular component: eukaryotic translation initiation factor 3 complex; cytoplasm; nucleus. Bases 24 to 1385 code for a protein of 453 amino acids. Gene Ontology annotation, biological process: translational initiation.